Pseudocercospora fijiensis CIRAD86 is the source of this 1361-nucleotide messenger RNA. RefSeq lists its product as uncharacterized. The record is from RefSeq and is a predicted model, not a curated record. NCBI's taxonomy places the organism in Eukaryota, Fungi, Ascomycota, Dothideomycetes, Mycosphaerellales, Mycosphaerellaceae. Gene Ontology annotation, biological process: intracellular protein localization. The coding region runs from base 33 to 1163 and encodes 376 amino acids. Gene Ontology annotation, cellular component: plasma membrane. The transcript is spliced from 4 exons.
CGACGACAGCAGCAUCUUUCGCAGCCAUCACUAUGGAGGCGCGGAGCCCCACGCCCGACGUUGCCGCGCGAGAGCGUCUGCCAAACCUCUUCGAAGUCCUGUCACGGAGGAGCCUGGCGCCGGUCGACUUGUUCUCCUUCUACAUUUACAUGCGAGAUGUGCAGCGCAGUGUGGAUUACUUGGACUUCUGGCUCGAUGUCUCCCAGCACAUGUCGCUGUGCAGACACUACGUCCGCGAACUCCGUAGAUCCGUGCUCGUGUCCACUCCAGAACUCGACAAAUCCGGCUCGAAACGCUCCUCACAAAUCUUAGACAACCUGGACCGGACGUCGUCAGAGCAGGGGCCAAGCGGCGCAUAUCGCGACAAAUCGAAAGAGCGACAAACACCAGACCAGCGACUGUCCGCAUUUCUUAGAGAGAAUGGCAGCCAUCACAGUGCGCAGAACAGCACCGGUAGCAACCGAUCCAACUCACACAACAAUAACACUGAGCUCCCGCGGCCCAGCUUCAUGAAUGGUGCCGAUGGAUCUCCGUCGUCAGGCGCUUUCAACAGCAACAACAGCCCGGAGCAUACAGUCGCCCGCACAGAUAUUCGGCAGUCCGCCGAGAAGAUCUUAUACACCUUCCUCCUCCCCGGUGCUGAACGCGAGAUCAUCUUGCCUCAGGGAAUCCUCAACGAAAUCACGCACGCCAUCGAGAGGGAAGGCAGAGACGAUCCAGAGGUUUUCGACGCGGCCAAGGACUACGUCUUUCAAGCGAUGGAGCGUGAUGCUUUUCCAGGCUUUCUCCGAGCCAAAGCCCUUGGCAAUCUUGUGCAUCCCUCGCUGAUGCUGCGAAUGAUUGUCGGACUGGUCGCCAUAUUCGCUGCAUUCUGGACGGCUUUUGUUCUCAUAUUCUUGAACAAGAGCAGAGCCACGCGAGCUUGGCUUAUACUGCCUUUCACCGUUGGCGUAUAUCUCCUUGCGACACACCAGUAUAUGCUGGAUCCUAUACUGGCCCUCAUUGGAUACAGCGAAUACACCUUCAUGAGCUUCGCGCGGAUAAAGGAGCCAUUCGUUAGAAAGCUCCUCCACCAACGCUCAUUGAUGUGCCUCAUGUGGAUAUUCAUCAUUGACGCAGCCUUGCUUUGUCUGUUCAUUUUUGUACCCGGGAAGCGUCUGUGAUCGUUAGUAAAGGCCAGGCGUUAUGGAGUUGAGAGGCAAGGCCGACAGGAAUCAUGGCUGCCGCUUGUAUUUGGUAGCUACGACGGCCGGCAAUGAGAAUCAAGUCAACUUCUCAUUACUGGUAAUGUUUUGACUAUGCUUAGUCGCUGGAUAUACCCAUAUGAUACGUAUGCCAUCUUUUAUUCCUACUGGCUACUC